Messenger RNA from Thalassophryne amazonica, 1560 nucleotides. RefSeq names its product autophagy related 4B, cysteine peptidase (gene atg4b). Lineage: Eukaryota; Metazoa; Chordata; Actinopteri; Batrachoidiformes; Batrachoididae. Gene Ontology annotation, molecular function: protein-phosphatidylethanolamide deconjugating activity. The coding region runs from base 66 to 1250 and encodes 394 amino acids. The transcript is spliced from 13 exons. The record is from RefSeq and is a predicted model, not a curated record.
CAAAUGGCCCCUUCCUAUUGGCCCGAUGUUGUCACAACAAACAAGUUGGGGUGAAGACCGUCGAGAUGGAUGCAGCUACCUUAACAUACGACACACUUCGCUUUGGAGAGUUUGAAGAUUUACCUGAGACAUCAGAACCUGUGUGGAUCUUGGGAAAAGAAUAUAGUGCACUCACAGAGAAAGAUGAGAUUUUAUCAGAUGUUACGUCACGACUGUGGUUCACAUACAGAAAAAACUUCCCACCCAUUGGGGGCACAGGACCAACAUCAGACACAGGUUGGGGUUGUAUGUUACGUUGUGGCCAGAUGAUCCUAGGCGAGGCCUUGGUCUGCAGACAUUUAGGCAGAGACUGGAGAUGGGUUAGAGACCAGAAACAAAGAGAAGAGUAUGUCAGUAUUCUCAAUGCCUUCAUUGACAAAAAAGAUAGCUAUUAUUCCAUUCAUCAGAUUGCCCAGAUGGGAGUUGGAGAGGGAAAGCCUAUAGGCCAGUGGUAUGGACCAAACACAGUUGCUCAAGUGUUAAAGAAACUGGCUAUGUUUGAUACAUGGAGUCGUUUAGUUGUACACGUGGCAAUGGACAACACUGUGGUCAUCGAGGAGAUCAAGCGGCUUUGUAUGCCUUGGCUGGAUAAUGGAGAAGCGUGUGCUGAUCCACGGGGAGUCGGUGAGCUCAACGGUUUUCUGGAGGGCGCCUGCGCCAUGGCGGAGGAGGAGAUGGCGCUGUGGAAACCUCUCAUCCUGCUCAUCCCUCUCAGGCUGGGCCUGAGCGAUAUCAAUGAGGCCUACAUCGAAACCCUCAAACAAUGUUUCAUGCUGCCUCAGUCACUGGGUGUCAUAGGGGGAAAACCCAACAGCGCUCAUUACUUCAUCGGUUAUGUUGGAGAGGAACUCAUCUAUUUAGACCCACACACCACACAGUGUGCCGUGGAGCCGUGUGAAGACAGCCACAUUCCUGAUGACACGUACCACUGUCAGCACCCACCCUGCCGCAUGCACAUCUGUGAACUGGACCCAUCCAUAGCUGUGGGUUUCUUCUGUAAGACAGAGGAUGAGUUUGAUGACUGGUGUAUGCAAAUUAGAAGGCUCUCCUGCAACAGAGCAGCUCUUCCCAUGUUUGAACUUGUAGACAGCCAGCCAUCCCACAUGGUCAGUGUGGAUGCACUGAACCUCACACCUGAUUUCUCAGACUCCGACAGGUUGGAGAGAUUCUUUGAUUCAGAGGAUGAAGAGUUUGAGAUCCUUUCCCUGUGAUGAACAUGUGAACAAGGACUUGCUGUUUUUGACAGCCGGAGACAGAUUCCAUCUUGCCUGUCAAAAGGGGAGGCUAAGAUGAGACUACUGGAGAGCUCUUGAGCCAGUCCAGCACCAGUGUAGUCAGUGUGUUUGUCACAGUCUCUGAGACGGCCUGGUCAAAGGGGUAACAGGAGCUCAGGAUAACCAUCUGUAUGCACAUCUCCAUGUUUCUAUUCGAGUCUUUAACACUUUUGUGUUUUUUCUGAAGUGAUAUGGUGCCUUUCCCUGACUCCAUAAAUAAAUCUGCCAUAACAGUUUAUGUAGACAC